Mucor velutinosus is the source of this 222-nucleotide messenger RNA. RefSeq lists its product as uncharacterized. The coding region runs from base 1 to 222 and encodes 73 amino acids. Gene Ontology annotation, cellular component: mitochondrion. NCBI's taxonomy places the organism in Eukaryota, Fungi, Mucoromycota, Mucoromycetes, Mucorales, Mucoraceae. Gene Ontology annotation, molecular function: acetylpyruvate hydrolase activity. The record is from RefSeq and is a predicted model, not a curated record. The transcript has 2 exons.
AUGAUAUUCAGUAUUCCUACGCUGAUCGAAUACGUGUCUUCCAUCAUGAAGCUACAAGUUGGGGAUGUCAUUCUGACUGGCACGCCUAAAGGUGUAGGUCCAAUCCACACAGGCGAUGUAGUUACAGCUGGCUUAGAGAGUGAUCAAGAACAACAUCUUGCUGCUAUUCGAUUCGGCGCCAUUACAAGAGAAGGUGGAUUUGUCAACCAAGCUCCAGCAUGA